Messenger RNA from Fusarium odoratissimum NRRL 54006, 1784 nucleotides. RefSeq lists its product as uncharacterized. The record is from RefSeq and is a predicted model, not a curated record. NCBI's taxonomy places the organism in Eukaryota, Fungi, Ascomycota, Sordariomycetes, Hypocreales, Nectriaceae. Gene Ontology annotation, molecular function: polygalacturonase activity. Gene Ontology annotation, biological process: carbohydrate metabolic process. The coding region runs from base 180 to 1184 and encodes 334 amino acids. The transcript has 6 exons.
CUUCAAUAAGCUAAGAGUUGUCGGUCAAGAUGCAAUGAUGUCCCGAGACAUUGGGGUGAGGACUAUCAUGAGGUGUCAAGGGUAUAAAUAUGUGUACAGCCAUGAUAAUCUCUGUUUAGUGGGAAUUUGCCUUGCGACCCACGAUUUAAACACCAUUGAAACCUCCCGAUAACUUAGUCAUGCGCUGCUUGCAAAUUAUUUCGGUGCUUGGGGCGCUGUUUCUCACCACUGUUCAAGCCGUGACUCUCCCAGCUGGAGUACCCCGCGAUAUUUCAGAGUUCAGAGACAAACAUCCCUACGCUCCACCCAAGCAUGAACACCGCAGAAUCGUCCGGAUUCGUGCAUCCCGAAAUGACGUAGAUGAUGUGUCAGAUGACUUCAAGAGGGGCGUACGCAAAGCAAACGGUGGAGGCACUUUGCAUCUAGCAAAAGGGAAGACGUAUGUCAUUGGUAAAGCCCUGGACUUGACUGGCCUGGAAGACAUUCACAUUCACCUGGAGGGUGAGAUACGAUUCACUGACGACGUUGAGUACUGGCAAGAGAAUGCCUGGUACCAUCCAUUUCAGAAGUCGAUCAUGUUCUGGAAGUGGGGAGGAAAGGACAUUAAAAUCUACGGCAAUGGUGUCAUUGAAGGCCAAGGGCAACGGUGGUGGAAUGAGUUCGAGUCUGGAACUGGUUCUAUUCUAAACCCUGACAACAAAUACUAUCGCCCCAUUCUGUUCUACGCCGAAAACACCACCAACUUGGAUGUUUCCGGAAUUCAUUUGAAGGACUCACCCUGCUGGAAUAACUUCAUCGUCAGCUCCAAGAACGUCAAGUACACAGACGUUGUCGCAACCGCACUGUCCAAUAACGGCAGUAUCAUUCCCAAGAAUACUGAUUUCAUGAACACCAUGAAUACCUCAGCUGUGCGAAUUGAGAGAACCUGGGUCAACAUUGACGACGACUGCUUCUCGCCGAAGCCGAAUAGCUCCGACCUUUACGUAAACACCAUGUAUUGCAAUGGCACUCACGGCCAGUCCAUGGGAUCCCUUGGUCAGUACAAAGGCGAGGUCUCUAAUGUCUACGAUGUGCACAUUGAGAAUGUUUGGAUGAUGAACGGAGAUUACUCGGCAGCUCGUAUCAAAGUUUGGGCUGGUGAGGAAACCGGCACAGGGUUCGUCAACAACGUAACCUUCAAGUAAGUCUCCCCAAGGAUGUCACGAACGACCUUGCUCAACGGAUAUCAGAAACUUCUGGGUCGCUAGAAUGGAUUACGGCAUCUUCCUCGACUCAUGCUACUUCAAUAUCUCAGCCGAAGAAUGCAAUGCUCACCCAUCAGGCAUGCAAAUCACCAACAUACACUUUGAGAACUUUACUGGGUACACAUCUGGUGUAUAUGGCAAUGCUGUAGCAAGGCUUUCAUGCUCAGCUGCCGAAGAUGCUAUUUGUGCAAACAUCACGGUCAAAGACUUCAAUGUCAAGACUCCUUGUGGAGGAGACCCUGCCAUUAUCUGUGAUGGGAUGCACGGGGAUAUUGGCGUUGAUUGCGUGCCGUAUGAUAGUGACGAGGCGAAAGCGGCGUUGAACGCAAAGUGCAAGACUCCCAUGGCGGCGAUUGACACGGAUCCUUGGGGCAGUGGACUCAUUGAGAAGAUGAAGGGCGCUUUCCAUCCACAGUAGAUAUCACAGUCAAGGAAAGUUUGCAAUGGGAGAUGAGAAUGCGCAACAGCUAGAUAGAUCUCAAUUGAUAGACACUAAAUCCAACUCAGACACUGUCAAACAGUAAACUCGUGAUAACCCGA